Symbiodinium sp. CCMP2592 is the source of this 2319-nucleotide messenger RNA. The record is from the annotation of a GenBank genome assembly. Lineage: Eukaryota; Dinophyceae; Suessiales; Symbiodiniaceae.
AUGGUGGGUCGACGAGUCGAACAAUCACGCCUUAGCGUUGCAGUUGCCCUUGUGAUGGUCGUGCUGUGCUUUUGGCUUCCGGCAACGAAUCGGUAUCAAGCUCUCGCAAUUCCAGCUUCGAACAAAAAAGACGCUAUCAGAACAGAACUGGGCCUCAUGACGGUGGUGAAACUGAAGGAGAAGCUGCGGAAGCGAGGUUUAAUUCUGUCUGGGAAAAAAAGCGCUCUUGUGGAGCGGCUGAUGACAUCAAUGCUAACGGAGAUUUCAAGCACGGCGGCUGGCAAGCGCAAACUUCCUGGAGCAGAUCCAGCAGACUGCGCCACAGAUGUGUUCAUCCCGUUGGAUGGAACCGUUCAAAUUCUGGAGCAAACAUUGGAAGACAAAAGAGUGGUUUUCUUACGUGCUGGUGUGGCAAGCGGCAAGUCUACGUUGGCACAAUAUCUUUGUACGAAGCAACCUAACAAGUAUUUGCAAGUCCAUGCCCCCUUGCAUACGGAUCUAACUUUUGAGAACUGGUUGAGAGAGUUUAGAAAAGCCGUGGGGGCAGAGGACAUCAUGGAGGCGAUCAAAAGCAUUUACGAGCAGGAUCAAGUGCUUGUUUUUGAUGAAUGCCAUUUGCUUUUUGCUUGCCCGAAGUUCUACGAGAUGCUAACCAAAACGCCCACUUAUCUGAAACAGCGCCUGAUGGUAUUGCUGUUGUCUGCAGCGUCAGAAGCAGAAACUGUGCAGGGACAAAUUCGUUUAACGCCGGGCGAAAUUACUGACAAGUUCAUGUGGACGCCCCCAAUGCCAAAUGCCAGCGUGCUUGCCAGCGAACUUUCUGAGGCUGGUGUUCGUUUGACAAAGGAUGCCAUCAAGUUUUUCUUCCAAAUAUGUGGAGGCCACAGAGGUAUUUUUAUGAGAGCCAUGGCGUGGGUACUGGAGAAGCAGAGGCAGCAGAGAGGCGCCUGUGCGCAGUGGACAGUCGAACAAGCUUACGGCGAAGUCAAGCUGGCAUGGGCAGAUGAAGAUUGGAGUAUCCCCAACAGCUUUCUGGGAUGGCUGGCAGGAACUCGUGCAAUCCGCGUCAACGGACAUUAUGCAAAUCUAGCGAAUAUCCCCCAACAGAUGCUCGAGAUUUUAUGCAGUGGUGCUACCAGCAAUUUAGAUCCAGAACUGCGUCGCAAUCUCACAGUCCAUGGUUUCCUACUGCCAGUUGCUGAAAGCAAUGCCGACGAGUUCGUGCAAUAUGACUGGAGUGCGGCAGGAGCCAGAUAUGGCGUUUCCACUCACUUGUUGGCUUCUUAUUAUCGCUGCGUGUUGAAGAAGACGCGAAAUCUGGAAGUGGACGUAAGCCUGGAGGUGUCGUCAGGCACCGAUCUGUUGUUGAGAGCGCUGCCAUACCUGCAUUUUGCACAAGUGGUUGGCGGUGUCAUCCUGCAAGAUUCACAAGUGCAGAGUAUUUUUUCGAAGCGAGGGGCUCCUUUUGAAGUGCAUUACACCACUGCCAUCAAUCAGAUACUGCAACGCUUGGGUUUUUCAGCAGGGUCUGUAGAGGACGGGAAUGAAGGGAAGGUCGAUGUUUAUGUUGUGCUGGCGGACCGCGCAACGAUUGCGUUGGAAGCGGUCAUGGUUUCUCGUUCCCCGAAAGAGGUUGAUAGCCGCCGCGGGCGUUUUGACAACGCAUCCUUAAAGAAUUAUCACAAUGCCACUCGAAAGUGCCUGGUGAUUAUUGGCGGUUGGGAAGAAAGAGACGCUGUCAAAAGACGUGUGCAGAGCACACGAGGCGGUAUUGAGAUUGUUGGACUUGCAGCUAAUGGAGCCCACACAGGCUACAACGUCUACAUCAAGCGUCAAGUUGACAACAACAUUGACACAGUUGUGGAUUUCUACAUCCCGUGUGAUGGAGUUGCCAGGAGCUUUGCCUUUAAGGAUGAAGAGCCAGUCUUUGAGAUCAGUUCCGCGCAGAAGCUGAAGUCCAUCAAUCCAGGCACGACCUCCUCAUCCGUCGUCUGGGUGCGGGAGCUGGCCCGGAACCAGGAUGGGACGAUCACCGCCAAGUCUCGUCAAGACCCUGAGGGCGAGGAUGAGCUCGAGCCGGCGUUCAAAGUGGAGUCCCCUCAGGACUACCCGCGCCUCAAUGAUGUGGACCACUUGAAGAAAGCCAUCAAGCAGACGAAGUCUAAUGCCUUACGAGACGUUGAUCAUGAUCAAAUCGACAUCUACCUGUACUCAAAAGAAGCUGGAGCGUGGCGACGCAUCAAAGACGAAUCGGAAGUCCUGCGUCGGGACACCACCAGGCUAGACUGCUACGGCUUUUUGCCGUGGCAGCGAACUUGA